UACCCCACCGCUCGCUCAGCAACCAGCAUACAACACAUAGUUUAAUUUGACACCUGUCGAGACUCGAGAGAGAGGAGCAUGGCGACCUUGUGCAGGCAGCCGAGUCUGGAGUUCGACGUCAAGGUCGUGAGGGUGGCCGGCGUCGAGGCGCGGCUCGAGGGCGUCCUCUUCGUCAGGUACUACGUCCCGGCCGGCGACGGUAGGCGCCGGAUCCGCGUGCACACGCGCGAGGUCCCGUGCGGCGCGGGGGGCGACGACGUGCUCUGGGGCGAGCGCGUGCGCUUCCAGCUGGCGGGCAACGGCGGGGCCAUCGCCGCGCCGGGUAAGGUCGCGUUCGAGCUCCGGUGGAGGCCGCGCCCGUCGUCGUCCGGGCUCGCGGCGUUCCUGGGGACAGGGAGGCCGUCGUCGCGCGUGCUGGCGCGGGCCGAGCUCGCCUUGUCUGUGGGUGCAAAAUCAGCGUCGGCGGAGAGCUGGCUGAGACUCUCGCCGGCGGGCAGGGAGCUGGGCGGCGGGUGCAAGGCGCCCAAGUUGUUCGUCGAGGUCGAGGUCGUCCACGCCGCAGCGGCUGCCGAUCGCGUGGCCGUGCAGGCGAGGAAGUUCGGCGGCGUGAACGAGUGCUGCCGUGGCGGCGAGCGCUGCGGUAGCUGCGGCUGGGUCGGGACCGAGGAGGACAUGUUCCUGGCAGCGACGUUUACUCAAUAGCAAUACCAGUAUUCUGAUGGUCGGUGAACUUCGUAGUAGAGCUCUUCCAGCAAGCAGUUGUCGAUUUCAGUCAAACUCGGGCGUGAAAUAUGAACAAAUUUUGAACACGAUGCCAAAUUCGGUUCU
Molecule: messenger RNA, 828 nt
Organism: Triticum aestivum (bread wheat)
Lineage: Eukaryota; Viridiplantae; Streptophyta; Magnoliopsida; Poales; Poaceae
Exons: 1
Coding region: 79-702 (207 amino acids)
Source: RefSeq, a predicted model, not a curated record